Amoebophrya sp. A25 is the source of this 212-nucleotide messenger RNA. The record is from the annotation of a GenBank genome assembly. Lineage: Eukaryota; Dinophyceae; Syndiniales; Amoebophryaceae.
AUGCAGAUUAGGGCUCAACCUUUAGUCAGCAAGUCUAAGUGGUGGAAGCGCCUUGUCGAACAAAUGCACGCACGCAUUGCCCAGAUGGACGAGAGACUCCUGCCCACAGAUGCUGUUCUUGCAGCAAAGAACCAGGUUGAUGCGAGUUCUGAAGCUGCUGCUGACGCAAGCGGAGAGGUACUAGAGAACAGGCCAGUACUUCUAGGUCAACA